Messenger RNA from Purpureocillium takamizusanense, 1549 nucleotides. RefSeq lists its product as uncharacterized. Gene Ontology annotation, molecular function: GTP binding. The record is from RefSeq and is a predicted model, not a curated record. The transcript has a single exon. Gene Ontology annotation, cellular component: mitochondrion. NCBI's taxonomy places the organism in Eukaryota, Fungi, Ascomycota, Sordariomycetes, Hypocreales, Ophiocordycipitaceae. The coding region runs from base 102 to 1463 and encodes 453 amino acids.
CAACCUCGCUCGCAGAGUCACAGCCCUCUCUCAUCUCAAAACUCUCGACUUUGAUCACGAGAGCUCCUAAUAAUACUCGGAUUAAAGCACUCCGACUUCACAUGGUCGUACCAACCACGGCGGCUCAUGGACUCAUAAUGUCGCUGCCACCGUGGCAGCUCUCCCUACGCAGGCUGUCCGCGACGAAGCCGGUCUUUCUGCGCCUCCAGACGCUCCCCUUCUCUGUCUCGGUCCCGCGCGAUGUCCGCCAGCGCCCGGGUGCGGUUCGACGGGCUCAGCACGCAUCUGUAGGGGAGGCUCUUUCCCCUCUGUACGCAGGUGAAGCGCCGCUAGAAGGGCGAGUCUCGGCCGAAGCCGACAAGUCACCCACCGCUGUCGCGACGAAGCUCAGGGGAAAGCCUCGGCCGAAGCAACGGGACGACGGAUCCAGCCACGGCGCGCAACCGCGCAAGGCACCACAGCAGCCGACUGCCUCCCCAACUUCGGAGGCGCAGGCAUCAGCCGCCGCCGCCCUCGAGCGUGCAGUCGCCCAGAUCCCCGCCGACUCCCGCUCCCUCGCCACUUACAAGCUCAUCCGGCACUCCGCCUCCGAGCCCCUGACAGUGAAGUCCUCCCGCGCCGAAGUCCAUCAACUUGCCGCCGCCGAGCGCUUCUUCGAUCGGCACCCCUGCCAGCUCCUCUACUCUGCCGCGUCCGCCUCCCCGCGCCAGCACGCCCCCAACGCGCACAUCCCCGAGGUGGCCAUCCUCGGCGCCUCCAAUGUCGGCAAGUCGUCCUUUCUCAACGCCCUCGUCGGGCGAACCCGCGGCCGCGGCGGCGUCGCGCACGUCAGCCAGCGCCCCGGUCGCACCACCCUGAUGAACGUCUUCGGCGUCGGCCCGCGGCCCAAGAUCCCCGCCUCGCUCGUGAAGAAGGGCGCCGCCCCGCCGCGCCACAGCCUCAUCCUCGUCGACACUCCCGGGUACGGGUACAGGAGCCAGGCGAGCUGGGGCGAGGCCGUGACGGGCUACAUCCGUGGCCGCCACAUGCUGCGCGGCGCAGUGCUGCUCCUCUCGUCGGAAAAGGGCAGGCUCCUCCCUGAGGACGAGUGGCUGCUGAGGACGCUGGCCGAGGCCAACACGCGUACGCUUGUCGUAUUGACCAAGGCGGAUAAGGGGCGGCACGAAAACUGGCCCGCGAGGUGCGGCGCCAUGGCCGAUACGCUGCUACGGGUACUGCGCAACAUGAACAAGUCAGUCGGAGGAGGGUGGAGGACGGCCACGGGCGCGACGGGAGAUGUUUUCAUCACGGCGGCAGGCAUGGACACGACGGGCAAGCUAGGCAACGGUGCGGGCAUGGGAGGUGUCCGAGCGGCGAUUCUGGAAAUGGCUGGCUACACGUUGCAGGACAAGGUGGCCAAAAAGGACGAGGCGGUCACGUAUACGGGCCCGAUAGUCUCUUUUGAUGACAUUCCGGGGCAGUAGGGUCACUGUCUCGUGUUGAAAUACUGUAAAUCUAGAAUUGUCGCUAUUUAAUCGUAAUAGUGGAAAAUUCCACCAACGUCUCUUCC